AUGGAGGCUCUUACGUGUUGUUUCAAGAAGGCUUGUGAGAUCGGUAUUGUCAAUGGGGUUCGUCUUCCAAACAACGGGCCGAUCCUUUCUCAUCUUAUUUUUGCGGACGAUGCGCUAAUUAUUGGGGAAUGGUCCAAGGACAAUGUUUCUAAUGAGGUGAGGAUCCUUAGAGGCUUCCACAUUUGUUCGGGGCUUCGUAUUGAACUCCAUAAGUCGUGUAUCUUUGGUGUUGGUGUUCCCGAUUCGGAGUUGAUCUCUUUGGCUUCGGUGAUCGGUUGUAAAUCGGAGUUUUUGCCUUUCAAGUAUCUUGGGUUACCGGUGGGAGCAAAUAUGAAUCGUAUAUCCAAUUGGAGAUCGAUGAUUGAGACUUUUGAGUCUAGGUUGGCGCUUUGGAAGGCUUCUGUUCUGUCGAUCGGAGGAAGAGUCACCCUUAUAAAAUCGGUUUUGCAAAGCCUUCCUAUCUACUAUUUCUCCCUGUAUAAAGUCCCGGUUGGAGUUGUUAACCACCUGGAGGCCAUCAUGAGGAAGUUUUUGUGGGGCGGUUCAGGAUCGGACAUAAAAAAUGAGUUGGGUUUCGUGGGAAUGUGUGGCGUCCCCGUUAGAUAG
Helianthus annuus (common sunflower) is the source of this 606-nucleotide messenger RNA. RefSeq lists its product as uncharacterized. The transcript has a single exon. The record is from RefSeq and is a predicted model, not a curated record. Lineage: Eukaryota; Viridiplantae; Streptophyta; Magnoliopsida; Asterales; Asteraceae. Bases 1 to 606 code for a protein of 201 amino acids.